AUGUUUCUUUCCUUUUACCAUAAGAUUUUGAGUUCAAUUAAUAAUGGACUUUUAAUUCCUCUCUUUUUGUUUUUAUUAAUUUUGGAAAUAUUUAAGGGUAUUGGAGGAAUUAAACCUAUGGAAGGUUCAAAACCUCCUAUGUUGGAGAAAAGGGCAAGGCCACAGAAAGAUCAAGCUUUGAACCCAAGGUGCAAUUCAACAAACACUAAAUUCUGCUAUUACAAUAACUAUAGCCUCUCCCAACCAAGGUACUUUUGCAAGACUUGUAGAAGGUAUUGGACUGAGGGAGGUUCUCUGAGAAAUGUUCCAGUGGGAGGAAGCCCAAGAAAGAACAAGAGACCAACAUCUGCAUCUUCAUCACCAGCUCCAUCAUCAACUAAGAAGUUUCCUGAUCUGACAACACAGCCCAAUUUCCCUCAGUCUUCUUCUCGAAACCCAAAGAUCCAUCAAGGCCAAGAUCUUAACUUGGCAUAUCCUCCAGUUGAGGAAUCUAGAUUCAUUGAUGUUCCAUACAACACUGAAGACAACAACAAGAAGGCUGAAACCCCUCCUCAACCCAACCUUCAAAAUCCCACUUCUUCUUACUUUUCAGCAAUGGAGCUUCUCAAAACUGGGAUUGGUUCAUCAAAGGGCUUAACCUCUUUCAUGCCCACGUCGGUUUCAGAUUCCAGCACAAUGUAUAGCUCAACCGGGUUUCCUUUGCUAGACUUCAAACCUGGGCUUAACUUCAGCGUAGCGGGGUUUGACAAUGGUUAUGAUGAUAGUUUCCAAGGGAUUCAAGAUGGUGAAGGGGCAAGGAUCUUGUUUCCUGUUGAAGAUUUGAAGUCACAGACGGUGACAAAGAGUGCUGAGUUAGGGCCAAAAAGAAGUCAAGGGGAUUUAACUGGGUACUGGAAUGGCAUGCUUAGUGGAGGAUCAUGGUAG
Molecule: messenger RNA, 924 nt
Organism: Sphenostylis stenocarpa
Lineage: Eukaryota; Viridiplantae; Streptophyta; Magnoliopsida; Fabales; Fabaceae
Source: the annotation of a GenBank genome assembly